UGUAUUUACUUGUCGCAUGGACGUUGCUUAAUGAAAUAUGGUUUCAGAACAAUAUGCGGGAUAUGUUGUCGUGUGUGUAUAGCAAAUUCAGAAACUUGGAAGAGAAAGUUAUUGGUUAUGAAAACAUAAAUUUUAAAAGUCUCGUGAUUUCCAGAGCCUGCGAAUACCAAACAAAGGACUGUAUCCAACGAGUUCUGGACUUGUUUAGAAAGUGGAUGAAAAGUGUAGAUCCAGACAAUAAUAAUAUAUUGCCUAAAGAUCUGAAAAUCAAUAUUAACUGUUACGCUAUGAAAUAUGGAGGUGAAGAAGAAUGGAACUUUUUAUGGGAACGUUUUCAGCGUUCCAAUUUUACGUUUGGAAAAAUGGAUAUGAUCUUUGCAUUAGGAUGUAGUUCAACAAAAUCGUUAAUACUGAGAUAUUUGAAUUGGUCACUUGAUGAAUCUAUUAUUCCCAGAGACUACGCCUCCGGAGUACUCGACUCUGUAAAGUUAAAUGAAGUUGGAUUUUUAGUAGCAAAAGAAUUUUUGUAUUGCAAAAUUGCAGAUAUAUAUGAAUACGACGAACGUAAAGGCGAUAGUUUAGUUGGAUAUGUAAAUAAUAUUGCGUCUCAAAUGAAAACUAAAGAAGAAUUAAAAGAGCUCCAAUCAUUUAUUAUUAAAUCAUCAAGUUACUUUAAAGAACCUAAUUCGGUUAUCAAUCAGAUAACUGAGACUAUUAAGAAAAACAUUGAAUGGACAUCGAAGUUUUAUAAUAAAAUAGUACCAUAUUAAUGAUGUUAUGAGUGGGCGCUUGAACACAGUUUGAUUUGUAUUAAUAACUGUACAGUUUUCUGCCACUUUGACAUAAUAUGUACAACGUAGCAUACUAGAAAUAUUAAGUUAUUCCCAUUUUUAACUACAUACUUUUAUAAUAAUCUGACGUUGUUAAUAUUUUACCUUGAGUUGUGUCACAAGAUGCAAAUUUCAGAUCAGAAUACUUUAUUGGAUAUCUUAAUUAAAUUUGUCAUAUUUAAACGGCAUCGAAUAUAUAUUAUUUUAUUUUUCACAAGUUAAUAUAAUUCGAUGUACAGAUAACUAUGAAGUCUUAUUACAUUGUUUUAUUAUUAUAAAUAAUAACAUGACUUAUUUGUUUCUUUUUACAAGACAAUAAAUAGUUGAGAAAAUUAGUAUUUCUCUUACAACCAAUUCAGGUCCUAUUUUAUGAUUAUUUU
This is a messenger RNA of Acyrthosiphon pisum (pea aphid), 1210 nucleotides long. Its product is annotated as aminopeptidase N-like. The record is from RefSeq and is a predicted model, not a curated record. Gene Ontology annotation, biological process: proteolysis; peptide catabolic process. Gene Ontology annotation, cellular component: membrane; cytoplasm. Gene Ontology annotation, molecular function: zinc ion binding; peptide binding; metalloaminopeptidase activity. The coding region runs from base 54 to 770 and encodes 238 amino acids. The transcript is spliced from 5 exons. NCBI's taxonomy places the organism in Eukaryota, Metazoa, Arthropoda, Insecta, Hemiptera, Aphididae.